AUGGUGAUGGCCUACUUUUGGAACGUGCUGCGGGAGGAGAUCAACGGCACCUUGGAGGACUUCCGCGAGAAGGGCGCCUGGGGCGCCUUCAAGGACGCCAGCUUGGAUGCCGUGGACCUCAUCCAGGACGCAGGCGGCGCCCUGGUGGACAGCACCGCGCAGCUGCUGGCGCUGGAGCGGCCCACCCUGCGGCGCCCGCCCGGGCUGCCGCUGCCGCAGCACGGGGAUGAGGUGCCCAUCUCAUUGUCCAACGGCCAGCCCUGCGUGAUGGGCAAGGUCCAUGGCGUGGACAGCAUCUCAGACCCGCCCAGGGCACGGGUCAUGCGAAUGGACACCGGGGAGGAGCUGCUGGUGGACAUCCUGAGCGUGGACGACACGCCGAAGAAGCCUUUGCCCUGGGUCAUGGACGAGUUCGGCCGCGCCGUUGGGGAAGUCCGCGAGAAAGGUGCCGGGGUGCUCAAGGAUGGAGUCCUCGACACGGUGGACAUCGUCAAGGAGGGCGCCGUGGUGGCCUUCAACGGCGCCCAGCACCUGGGACGCAAGGCGCGGAAAGUCGACGGAAAAACGCGGCCGGGGAGAUAG
Effrenium voratum is the source of this 582-nucleotide messenger RNA. NCBI's taxonomy places the organism in Eukaryota, Dinophyceae, Suessiales, Symbiodiniaceae. The record is from the annotation of a GenBank genome assembly.